Enhydra lutris kenyoni (northern sea otter) is the source of this 4996-nucleotide messenger RNA. RefSeq names its product phosphatidylinositol-4-phosphate 5-kinase type 1 alpha. The transcript has 13 exons. Gene Ontology annotation, biological process: phosphatidylinositol metabolic process. The record is from RefSeq and is a predicted model, not a curated record. Gene Ontology annotation, molecular function: phosphatidylinositol kinase activity. Lineage: Eukaryota; Metazoa; Chordata; Mammalia; Carnivora; Mustelidae. Bases 395 to 2131 code for a protein of 578 amino acids.
GGUUGGGCGAUACACAGGCUGUGGCUAGGGAGGAGGGGUGGGGGCGUUUGUUCCGUUGGGACUUUUCACGCCCUUUUAUUCCUUUAGGUGUGGUUAGGUUCAGCGGCUUGAGCGAGCGUAUUCUCUUGUGAAAGAGGAAAGUAGCUCCCGCGGAGAGCGGUCGAAGUUGCGGAGGGGUGCGAGACAGGAGUUCUCCCCUAUGCCAGCCAAAUGGUGCGGCCCUGAGCUGUUUCACGACCCGGCCGGACGAGUCUGAGAGAGGCCCCGGAGGGGGCAGGGAGGCGGCCCGCAGAACGCGGGUUCUGUGAAGAGACGUGGAGAAGAUUCGAUUCGGAGAAGAGGAAGAGCCCGAUUGAAGGGGAGCGAGGCCGCUGAGGGGGAGGGGGCUGCCAAGAUGGCGUCGUCCUCCUCUGGGCCGUCGGCGGCCGGGGUUUCAGCCUCGGAUCCCGCGGUCUCUUCCGGCGCCUCUUCCUCAGCAUCAGGAAUCAAGAGAUCCAUGCCGUCUGAGGUGCCUUAUGCCUCUGGCAUGCCCAUCAAGAAAAUAGGCCACCGAGGUGUUGAUUCCUCAGGAGAGACGACGUAUAAAAAGACAACCUCAUCUGCCUUGAAAGGUGCCAUCCAGUUAGGCAUUACUCACACUGUGGGGAGCCUGAGUACCAAACCAGAGCGUGAUGUCCUCAUGCAAGACUUCUAUGUUGUGGAGAGUAUCUUCUUCCCCAGUGAAGGGAGCAACUUGACCCCUGCUCAUCACUACAAUGACUUUCGGUUCAAGACCUAUGCACCUGUUGCCUUCCGUUACUUUCGGGAGUUAUUUGGUAUCCGGCCUGAUGAUUACUUGUACUCUCUCUGCAGUGAGCCGCUGAUUGAACUCUGCAACUCUGGGGCUAGUGGUUCCCUCUUCUAUGUGUCCAGCGAUGAUGAAUUCAUUAUUAAAACGGUUCAGCAUAAAGAAGCGGAGUUUCUGCAGAAGCUGCUUCCAGGAUACUACAUGAACCUCAACCAGAAUCCUCGCACUUUGCUGCCUAAAUUCUAUGGACUGUACUGUGUGCAGGCAGGUGGUAAGAACAUUCGAAUUGUGGUGAUGAACAAUCUCUUACCACGGUCGGUCAAGAUGCACAUCAAAUAUGACCUCAAGGGCUCAACCUACAAACGGCGGGCUUCCCAAAAAGAGCGAGAGAAGCCUCUCCCCACCUUUAAAGACCUGGACUUCUUACAAGAUAUUCCAGAUGGUCUUUUUUUGGAUGCUGACAUGUACAAUGCUCUAUGUAAGACCCUACAGCGUGACUGUUUGGUGCUGCAGAGCUUUAAGAUAAUGGACUAUAGCCUUUUGAUGUCGAUCCAUAACAUAGAUCAUGCACAAAGAGAGCCCUUAGGCAGUGAAGUGCAAUCCUCAGCUGACACUCGCCGACCAGCCCCCCAAAAGGCUCUCUAUUCCACAGCUAUGGAAUCUAUCCAGGGCGAGGCUCGGCGAGGUGGCACCAUGGAGACUGAUGACCAUAUGGGUGGCAUCCCUGCCCGCAACAGUAAAGGGGAAAGGCUGCUGCUUUAUAUUGGGAUCAUUGACAUUCUCCAGUCUUACAGGUUUGUUAAGAAGUUGGAGCACUCUUGGAAAGCCCUGGUACACGAUGGGGACACCGUAUCGGUGCAUCGCCCAGGCUUCUAUGCUGAACGGUUCCAGCGCUUCAUGUGCAACACAGUGUUCAAGAAGAUACCCCUGAAGCCCUCUCCUUCCAAAAAGUUUCGGUCUGGCUCAUCUUUUUCUCGGCGAGCAGGCCCCAGCGGCAACUCCUGCAUUACUUACCAGACAUCGGUCUCUGGGGAGCACAAGGCACAAGUGACAACCAAGGCGGAAGUGGAGCCAGGCGUCCACUUCGGUCGUCCUGAUGUUUUACCUCAGACUCCACCUUUGGAGAAAAUCAGUGAGGUCUCGACUCUUCCUGACCCCUAUUUCUCACCUGUAGUUGGAGAGACUUUGCAAAUGCAAACUACAAGGUUGGUUCCUUGGCCCCUUUCUUCAUGUUCUCCUUUCAUCUCUCUCUUCAGGUCCUUGGGAACCUCCAUAAUUUUGUUUUUUCGAGAGAUCAUUGUCUUUUGCUCUUCACUAGAUUUUUCUGGGUUUACUUUCCUUUAGUUCAUCUUUACUGACUUGAAGGAAUGUGUCAACAUCUCUGCAUCUUUAAGGGGUGUGCAGACUAUUCUGAUAGAAUGUGCCCCAACUAACCCUUUAUCUCCUGGUGAGUUAGGUGAGAAUUCUCAGCUUACUUUGUAAGCCUGGAAAAAGAUUCCUGGGCAGGGAAGAAAAUGAACAGUGAGUCUUGUAAAAGGAUACAUUCUAAAGGUUGUGGUUUAAUUUUGUUAGAUGGUGUGUUGAUUAUCUAGUCCAUCAUAAUAAAUUAACCCAAAACUUAGUGGAUUAAAAUAACAAACACAUAUCAUAGCUUCUGUGGGUGCAGCUUAGCUGGGUCCUCAGGCUCAAGGUCUUUCAUGAGGUGUUAGCCAGGGGCUCCCAUCUCAUCCGAAGGCUCAACUGAGAGGCUUCACUUCUAAGCUCCUUUAUAUGCUUGUUGGCAGGGUUCAGUUCCUUGUGGGUUGCUGGACAGUGGGGCCUCCCAUGGUUUUUUGCAACAUGAGCCUCUCCUUAGGACAACUCAGAACAUUGCAGCUGGCCUCCCUCAGAGCGAGCAAGUGAGAGUGCAUGCACCUAUCCAGAAGCCAUAAUCUUUUUGUGACCUAAUCUCAAAAUUGACCUCCUAUCACCUGCGCUGCAUUCUAGUCACUAAAUCUAGCCCACACUCACAAGGAAGGGAUUACACAAAGCUGUGAAUACCAGGAAGCAGAACUCAUAGGGUGCCCCCUAAAAAGCGACCUUUCGCAGUCCAUCUUCUGGCACCCAAUGCUUCCUGUCCCUCCCUGUGCGAAAUGCAUUCAUUUGCUCCAGUGGUCUUCAAAAGUUUGAUCCCAUUACAGCAGCCGCUUAAAUUCCAGAAUUUUGUCAUCUGAAUUAGGUCUAGGUUUGGAGGAGCUCCCCAGGUACUGUUCCUUGAGUACAGUUGCUCUUAGUCUUUGGACCUGUGAAACUAGAGACAGCUGUUUUCUCCCUACACACCCAACAGACAGUGGUGAGGCAGUAAGUAGAUAACACUGAACACAUUCCUGUACAAAGAGAAGAGUGAGGGAGGCACAGAGGAGUCACUGGUGCAUAGCUAGUCCAAAAUCCAGCAAUUGUUGAGUUUCUUUGAUCAGGUGAAAUACAGGGAAAAAGCUUGGGAGUAAUUCUCCCAUGACUCUUUACUCCACUCUUUGACCUCUUGGUUUUGCUUUCUGGGUGUUCCUUUUUCAUGAAAGCCAGAAUGUGUUUGCAGCUAGUAGUUUUCUCAGCCUGCUUCCUAUUUUGGUGUCCAGCAGUUUCUUCCUUUUACACUGUGUAUGCCCCUUUCAGUCCAAGCUGUGAAUGUUUCUGCUGUUAUAAUGCCCUCAAAGAUUUUGUGGUCCUCCUGUGAGUCUCAGUAAGAUUCAGUCUCCUAGAUAAAAGCCACACCCACAGAUACCCUCUUCAUAAGCCCUGUACUGCUUAGAGAUCCUGUUAAGUUGAGAGGAUCUGGAAGACUUUAAUCUUUUUGAAUGGCCUUUUGUAUGAUUGAGUAGUACUCUAAGGAACCAACUUUGAUUUUUCUGAAGUCUUAGAAAAUGUUUUAUAGUCAUACCCUUGGCUUUGUCUCUAGACCGCAUUUUCCUGGUAGUGCCCAGGUUUUGUGCUUGCUCAUAAGCUGUUUCUUAAUUUUAGCAUUGUUUGCUAUCUGGAGGGACUCAGAAUUUUCAAAACCAUCAGGUCCUGAAAGUCCUUUUAUUUAAUAAUCCUUCCCUUAAUUUUUUUCUUCUCGUUUUACUGUAAGCAUUAAGAGGGAACCAGGUCGGUCGGGUGGUGGCGAGGGAGAAGGAACCACGUGGCACCUUUAGCACUUUGUUUAGAAUUCUCCUUAGGUAGAUCACCCAAUCCGUUAGACAUGUAUUCUGCUUUUCACAUAACUGCAUAUGACAUUGUUGCAAAACUUUGUUCCACUACAUUACAGGGGUGCCCUUUCUUUCAGUUUCCCAUAAGAUUUUUCUCACUUUCCGUUGAGCCCACACUGGCAACUCCCUCAUCAAGCCUAAGAUUCUGCAGUAUGUUCAUGGCCCUUCUAGACUUUCACUAAAACUCUCCUUAAAGCCCAUUUCCCUCUUCCAAAGCCUGUUCCACUUUUUAGUUCAGUAGCACUUUACUUCCACGUUCAAAAAUUUAUAUUAUUUAUUGUGUAACAAAUUACUCUCAAUUUGGCAGCUAAAAACUACAACAUUUAUUAUUUCAGAUUUUAUGUGGCUUGACUCUGUAAGUGUGACUUAACUGGGUGCCACUGGUUCAGGGUCUCUCAGGAGGUUACAGUAAAGCUGUGAGUUAGGGCAGUAGUCUCAUCUGGAGGCUUGCCUUGGGGGAGAAUCAACUUCUAAGCUCAUUUACGUGGUUGUUAGCAAGAUUCAGUUCCUUGUAGGCUGUUGGCCUGUGGUCCUCCCUCAGUUCCUUGUCACAUGUUCUCUCCAUGUGGCAGCUAGCUUCCCUCAGAGCAAACAGUUAGUAAGAGAACUCGAGCCCAAGAGGAAGCUAGGUAGGGUCUUUUUGUAACCUAAUCUCAGAAUUGAUGUUCCAUCACCUGGCCUACAUUUUGUCCUCUGGAAGAGAGUCAAUAAAUCCAGCCCCCAUUCAAGAGGAGAGAAUUACACAAUGGCACAAAUAUCAGGCAGCAGUAAUCACUGAGUGCCUACUACACCUAGGAAUUGAAGAAAGAAGGGGAGGGUAUCAGGAAAUAUUUUUGUAGUACUCAUGAAACUAAAUAGUUAAUUAAAACAACAUGCUUCUAAGUCUGGUAGUUUCUUAGCCUCUUUCUGAAUCCUAAGUUGAUCCUGAAGUGAAAUAUGGAGAAGCAUUACAAGAUUUGACUUGAGAGGAUUGUCCUUUCUCUCU